CAAUCAGUGUGCCCAGACAGGGGAGAAGACCCAUCAUUCCAGUUUUGCGGUAGAAUCUGGGACGGCUGAGCACAUGUUUUGUAGGAGUUAGCACCGAUUAUGCCAGCAAUGUGCCUGGUGCAGCUCAGUGAAAGGGUUACAAAAUGUCUGCUUUUCAUUAACUGAUUCACAGACACCCCCUGACCUAGCACUGAGCCCAGCAAGACAGAGACGUAGCUGGGGGGAUUUUAAAGGCACAUGAUCAGAUUAUCCCCGUGAUCAGCAGCGCUGUAGCAUGAAGCUGAGGAGGCAGCGAGGAUCUGCCUGACACUUUCUCUUCUGCUCCUUCCCUUGGGAGACUGCGGGGCUUCCGAGCGUAAGGAUGGCUUCCCCCAGGCUGGAGACUUUCUGCUGCCCCAACAGGGAUCCAGCUACUCAGUUAGUGCUUGAUUUCCAGCCUCAGAUCUAUGGCUCGCUGUGUAUCGGCAGUGGCUUGGUGAGUCUCCUGCUGACCAUUGUCCAGCUGCUGCCCAAGACAAAGCAGGGUUACAGGAGGCUAGGGAGAGCCAUGCUGCCAAAACCUUCCUCGUCCAGAAUCUUGUUUCUAGUUAUUAUCUGUGACCUGCUGGGCUGCCUAGGCAUUUUAAUUCGAUCAUCAGUUUGGAUUUCAUCCCCAGGUUUCAUUAGUAAUAUGUCACUAAUGAACACGUCAGACAUCUGGCCUUCAACUUUUUGUGUUGGAAGUGCGAUGUGGAUACAGCUGUUUUACAGUGCAAGUUUCUGGUGGUUAUUUUGCUAUGCAAUUGAUGCUUACCUGGUGGUUCGCAGAUCAGCAGGAAUAAGCACAAUUGUUUUGUAUCACAUGAUGACAUGGGGCCUGGCACUGAUGCUCUGCAUCGAAGGUGUGGCUAUGCUUUAUUAUCCUUCCGUUUCCAAUUGUGAAAACGGACUAGAACAUGCAAUCCCUCAUUAUGUCACAACCUAUGCGCCACUUCUUAUUGUAAUGUUCGCUAAUCCAAUCCUCUUUAGGAGAACAGUCGCUGCAGUUGCUUCUUUACUGAAAGGAAGACAAGGGAUUUAUACAGAAAAUGAAAGACGGCUGGGGACAGAAAUUCAGCUCCGUUUUUUCAAGAUUAUGUUGGUGUUUAUGAUCUGUUGGACAGCCAAUAUUAUCAAUGAGACCCUUUUGUUCUACCUGGAAAUGCAGCCAGACAUCAACACAGAUCAGCUGAAAAAUGUCAGGAAUGCUGCUCUCAUCACAUGGUUUAUAAUGGGUAUACUGAAUCCAAUGCAAGGCUUUCUCUUCACUCUGGCUUUCUAUGGGUGGACAGGAUGGAAUGUUGAUUUUAAUUUCAGACAGAAGGAAACAGCUUGGGAACGAGUGUCCACAUCUACAAUAACUGAAACUGCACACAAUGGCACCAAUGGAUCUUUCCUGGAUUACCCUGGCUAUAUACAGAACCAAAACAAGACUGAAAUUGGAAACAGCCAACAAACAGAUGAAGCUCUGAGCAUACUGUCUGAAGGUUCUGAUGCUAGCACAAUUGAGAUCCACAUAUCCAAUGAGCUGCCAAACUUAGAUGACAUUGAGGCUGAUGAGGAAUCUCUGGAAAACGAGGAAGCCUAAAACCGGUGAACAUAUUUUCAAAGUAGAUCGUUAUCAGUAUCCUGAUGCUUGGUUGUCCUAUAAGGAAAAUAACCACGUGUUAUUAGUCUUCCUAGUUUCAGUUUUAUACAUGCACCCCAUCUGUAUGUGGCACUUUCACUUUAUAGCUUAGUAAUACAAAAAACAGAAAAUAAAAAUGCACUGUUGAAGGUUUAAGUAACCUUUAAAAUGAAGAGUUCAGAGUCUCAGAUCAAAUUCUGACACAAUUUGUGACUGGUUGUGUUUUUCUAUUUUUAAUAUUCUGUGGUUGCCAAAUAAAACUGUAUACAUUCUUGGUUU
Molecule: messenger RNA, 1924 nt
Organism: Xenopus tropicalis (tropical clawed frog)
Lineage: Eukaryota; Metazoa; Chordata; Amphibia; Anura; Pipidae
Gene: gpr143
Product: G protein-coupled receptor 143
Exons: 9
Coding region: 362-1606 (414 amino acids)
Biological process (GO): cell surface receptor signaling pathway; neuropeptide signaling pathway; G protein-coupled receptor signaling pathway
Cellular component (GO): membrane; lysosomal membrane; melanosome membrane
Molecular function (GO): L-DOPA binding; G protein-coupled receptor activity; dopamine binding
Source: RefSeq, a predicted model, not a curated record